Molecule: messenger RNA, 1974 nt
Organism: Physella acuta
Lineage: Eukaryota; Metazoa; Mollusca; Gastropoda; Physidae
Product: beta-1,3-galactosyl-O-glycosyl-glycoprotein beta-1,6-N-acetylglucosaminyltransferase-like
Cellular component (GO): membrane
Molecular function (GO): acetylglucosaminyltransferase activity
Source: RefSeq, a predicted model, not a curated record
UCAACAUGGCAAGGUGGGUCUUAAGGUACACGACACCUCAGAAACGUAAACCACUAAGCCAGUACUUAUUUCUAAUUAUCGUCAGCGGUGUCAUUACAUUUUUUACAAUAACAUAUUCGGCACCUAAAAUACACAACGGCAUUCGACCGUUGUCUUUGCUCAAAACUGACCCCACAGUUAAUAAUACACAGUGUUCUAAUGCAAGUAUGUUUAUAAAAAGUAAAGAUUUUCAACAAGCAAUUCAAUGUAUACUUUUGAAUGAAGAUAAGCGCAAUGACUUAGAUUCAUUGAAAAAUAUUCCGAACAAUAAUUAUAAACUUGACAAUGAAAAUCGUAAGGGUAACGUACCUACAAAUACAUUUACAAAUAUUUCACGUUGUUCUAAUGAAGGCUUAUGUGACACACGUUCGCUCAACAUUUUAGCCAGACAAUGGAAAGUUAACCAAGCAAAUUGUAAAGCUAUAUUUACUGGUAACAAGACCAACAUAGACGAAGGAAUUCGUCAAGCAAAUGAAACAAAACAUCCCCUUUUAUCCAACAGUUUUUAUUUAAAUUUAACUGAAAAUUGUGACUUAUUUAAACUCACUCGUGGUUACGUCACUUGCUUAAUGACGCAAGAAGAACAGGAAUUUUCGAUUGCGUUUUCAAUUUUAGUUUUCAAAGACAUAGAAAUGGUUGAGAGAUUACUCCGUGCUAUUUAUAGACCACAGAACUAUUACUGUAUUCACGUAGAUGCUAAAGCAGACAAAGAAUUUUUCCUCGCCGUAUCUGCUAUAGCGCAAUGUUUCACUAAUGUUUUCUUGACGGCUGAACGAGUGGACGUCCAGUGGGGACAAUUCAGUGUACUGGAACCGGAACUAAUUUGCAUGAAACAGCUGUGGAGAUAUACAAAAUGGAAGUACUUUAUCAACCUAACUGGACAAGAGUUUCCAUUGAAGACAAACGCUCAGCUGGUGAAAAUUUUAAAAGCUUUCAACGGUGCCAACGAUAUAGAAGGUGUAAUUAAAAGAGCUAAUUUAGACAGAUGGCCAACGCAUCCACCGAGAGGAUUAAGGCCAGUAAAAGGAGCAGUUCACGUUAUCGUCAACAGAGAUUUCGUUAACUACAUCCUACACAACGACACAGCCAAAGAUCUACUGGAGUGGGUCAAACGAACGGGAGUUCCCGAUGAAACGUUUUUCGCCACAUUAAACCACAAUCCACAACUUGGGAUACGCGGCAGCUACAAAGGUGAUCCUGAAACUGAUGAAGUCACUAAACCGUUCAAUGCCAGGUUUAAAAACUGGGGUGGCACAAUUCCAUGUGCUGGGCGUUUCGUUAGGGGCAUUUGCAUACUCACAACAGGUGACCUACCAUUACUCUAUGACACCAAGAAACUUUUCGCUAACAAAUUCUACCUGUGGGAAGAUUUCCUAUCUGUUGGUUGUUUGGAGGAAAAGUUGAUGAACGACACGAGGGAUGAAUUUCUGGGUGUGAAGACAUUUAACGUGUCUUAUUAUGAGAGUUUAGCGAUUGUGAAAAAUCGCGUUGUUUAAAAAUAUAAUAAUAAAAGCCGUGAUAAAAUUUGAUUGAAACUAAGUCCUAAAAAAUGAUCGAGUUACUUUAAAAAAAAACAGCAAUUUCGAUAAGCUUUGCCCCAUAGAACGUCAGGUUUGAAAGGGAAACUUUUUUACUUUAGAGCUUGAAAUGUAUCUAGUACUAUUCCUGUGAUUCUUUCUUCACGCACUUGAUGUAUAAGUGCUACAUCGAUCGAUGAAUGUUUGAUUACGUUAAUGAAUUGUAUUCUUUGUGGAUUUUACUCUGUGUAAAUAAAGUUGUGAAAUGAACAAGCAGUACCGUGAAUCUUUGAAGAAAGAAGAACUCACAAUAACAUCUAGAUUUCGCAAUAACAACAGAGUGUUAUAAUUAUCAACAUUUGCUUGAGUAGCCUCCGGUUUAUCAACAAACAUACACUAUCUGUCGUGACUAAAGAAU